This is a messenger RNA of Gracilinanus agilis (Agile Gracile Mouse Opossum), 3062 nucleotides long. RefSeq names its product TBC1 domain containing kinase (gene TBCK). Gene Ontology annotation, molecular function: ATP binding; protein kinase activity. The coding region runs from base 309 to 3062 and encodes 917 amino acids. The record is from RefSeq and is a predicted model, not a curated record. Lineage: Eukaryota; Metazoa; Chordata; Mammalia; Didelphimorphia; Didelphidae. The transcript is spliced from 26 exons. Gene Ontology annotation, biological process: protein phosphorylation.
GGAAAGAGAAUGUUGCGGAGACCUGCUUGACUGAACUGUCAAGAGGGAGGGAAAGUGGGCACGCGUUCGCGCUCCCGGCCGGGAUCGGAAUCUGGCACGUGGGUCCGCGCUGGGGGUGAGGUGGGCAGACUCGCACCGCAUUUGGACUUGAAGCCCAGAGGCCCGCGCCCCCGGUAGUGGCCGUGGAGCCCGAGGCAGCGACCGAUCCAGAGCAGCUGCGACCCCCGCAGUCUGCCUACUGUCCUUGACCCUGUGGCAGGACUAUCCUGCAUGUGUGCUGAAGGUGAAAAACUGAAAGAAAGAAAAAGAUGUUUCCUUUGAAGGAUGCAGAAAUAGGUGCUUUUACCUUCUUUGCCUCUGCUUUGCCACAUGAUGUUUGUGGAAGCAAUGGACUUCCUCUGACCCCUAACUCCAUAAAAAUCCUGGGACGCUUUCAAAUCCUCAAGACCAUCACCCAUCCUAGACUUUGCCAAUAUGUGGAUAUUUCAAGGGGGAAACAUGAGAGACUGGUGGUGGUAGCAGAACACUGCGAAAGGAGCUUGGAAGAAUUACUUCGAGAAAGGAAACCUGUGAGCCCUUUGAAAGUGUUAUGUAUUGCAUUUGAGGUCCUCCAAGGGUUGCAGUAUAUGAAUCAGCAUGGCAUGGUCCAUCGAGCUCUAUCCCCUCACAACAUUCUCUUGGAUCAAGAGGAACAUAUUAAAUUGGCUAAGUUUGGACUUUACCACAUGACAGCUCAUGGCACUGAUGUUGAUUUCCCAAUAGGGUACCCAUCCUACCUGGCACCUGAGGUCAUUGCACAAGGAAUCAUCAAGCCCAGUGACCACACUCCAAGUGAAAAGCCAUUGCCUUCUGGCCCCAAAUCUGAUGUAUGGUCCCUUGGAAUUAUUUUAUUUGAACUUUGUAUGGGAAGAAAGUUAUUUCAGGGCCUGGAUAUUUCCGAAAGGCUGAAGUUUUUGCUUACAUUAGGUUGCAUGGAUGAUACUGUAACAGUUUUGGCUGAGGAACAUGGUUGUCUGGACAUUAUAAAGGAGCUCCCUGAAAAUAUGAUAGAUCUCUUGAAGAAGUGCCUCACUUUCCAUCCUUCUAAAAGGGCAACUCCAGAUGAUUUACUCCAGGAUAAGGUGUUCAGUGAAGUGUCACCUUUAUAUACACCCUUCCACAAACCUGCCAAUCUGUUCUCAUCUUCUCUGAGAUGUGCUGAUUUAACUCUGCCUGAGGACAUCAGUCAACUGUGUAAAGAUGCUGACAGUGAUUACCUAGCAGAAAGAUCAAUUGAAGAAGUUUAUUACCUCUGGUGUUUGGCUGGAGGAGAUUUGGAGAAAGAGCUUGUCAACAAGGAAAUCAUUCGAUCCAAACCACCUAUCUGCACACUUCCCAAUUUUCUGUUUGAGGAUGGUGAGAGCUUUGGGCAAGAUCGUGAUAGAAGUUCUCUUUUAGAUGACACCACUGUGACAUUGUCACUCUGCCAAUUAAGAAAUAGAUUAAAAGACGUUGGUGGAGAAGCAUUUUACCCCUUGCUUGAAGAUGACCAGCCCAAUUUGCCUCAUUCUAACAGUAAUAAUGAGUUGUCAGCAGCUGUCACUCUUCCUUUGAUCAUCCGAGAGAGGGACACAGAGUACCAGCUCAACAGAAUUGUUCUCUUCGACAGGCUCCUGAAGGCUUACCCAUACAAAAAAAACCAAAUCUGGAAAGAAGCCAGAGUUGACAUUCCUCCACUCAUGAGAGGUUUAACCUGGGCUGCCCUCCUGGGAGUUGAGGGUGCCAUUCACGCCAAGUAUGAUGCCAUUGAUAAAGAUACUCCAAUUCCUACUGAUCGACAAAUUGAAGUGGAUAUUCCACGCUGCCAUCAGUAUGAUGAGUUGCUGUCAUCUCCUGAAGGCCAUGCAAAGUUUAGACGGGUAUUAAAGGCCUGGGUGGUUUCCCAUCCAGACCUUGUGUACUGGCAAGGCCUUGAUUCUCUCUGUGCUCCUUUCCUGUAUUUAAACUUCAAUAAUGAAGCUCUUGCUUAUGCUUGUAUGUCAGCCUUUAUUCCAAAAUACCUGUAUAACUUCUUUUUGAAAGACAACUCACAUGUCAUACAAGAAUAUCUGACAGUGUUCUCUCAGAUGAUUGCAUUCCAUGACCCAGAGUUGAGUAACCAUCUCAACGAGAUUGGCUUUAUUCCAGAUCUCUAUGCCAUUCCUUGGUUCCUCACCAUGUUUACACAUGUAUUUCCAUUACACAAGAUCUUUCAUCUCUGGGAUACAUUAUUGCUUGGGAAUUCUUCCUUCCCAUUCUGUAUUGGAGUGGCCAUUCUCCAACAACUACGAGACCGGCUUUUAGCCAAUGGCUUCAAUGAGUGCAUUCUGCUCUUCUCUGACUUACCAGAAAUCGACAUUGAGCGUUGUGUCCGUGAAUCAAUCAAUUUGUUUUGCUGGACCCCUAAAAGUGCAACUUACAGACAACACGCCCAGCCCCCCAAACAAGCCACUGACACCAAUGGAGUGAGGAAUUCAGCACCUUAUUUUUCAAUCGAUUCUCAGGAUGCUCCCAAGACAGACCUGUGUAGAGAAUCUAUCCAGUUGAAUGACCUUAAGUCAGAGGUAUCGCCGCGGAUUUCAGCAGAGGAUCUGAUUGACCUAUGUGAGCUGACUGGCACGGGCCAUUUCAAAACACCUACCAAGAAAGCCAAAUCCAGUAAACCCAAGCUGCUUGUGGUUGACAUACGGAACACUGAAGAUUUUAAUCGAGGCCACAUUUCAGGCAGCAUCAGCAUUCCCUUCAACACCGCAUUCACUGCUGAAGGGGAGCUCUCCCAGGGCCCUUCCACUGCCAUGCUCCAGAACUUCAAAGGGAAAGUUAUUGUCAUUGUGGGAAAUGUGGCAAAACAUACAGCAGAGAACCCAAUGCCCAUUGGCCCCCAUGAUGGAUCUCGUUGGCUGGGCAUUACAAAUGCUGAUACAGGUGUACUGAACGGUAUGACCCAAAAGAAUUUCAGUGGGAGAUGUGAGGUGACUAUUUCCUUCCUUCAUCCAGAAAGGUCAUCCUCAGGACCCAUCAUCAUAAACCCAACUGUUUCAUGA